This is a messenger RNA of Cercopithifilaria johnstoni, 1902 nucleotides long. NCBI's taxonomy places the organism in Eukaryota, Metazoa, Nematoda, Chromadorea, Rhabditida, Onchocercidae. The record is from the annotation of a GenBank genome assembly.
AUGAAUCGUAGUCCAUGGAGGGACGAACUUGGUCCAAUAAUUAAUACACUUCGCAUUUUGGUGCGCAGCCAACUAGGCUACCAAAUGCGACACCUUGACUUCAAAGGGGGAAACUGGACACUGGACAGAUUUUGCGAUCUUUUUGAACGUGCCCAAACGAUUUCCACAAGUAUUAGGGAGGUCACGAAACUUGCUACAAGAGGGAUAUAUCCUGGUACAGCAGGUUACACCAUGCAAGACACAACUUUUAACGAUUCGUCGGGUCCUGCACACCGAACUUAUCAUGAAGAAGCUGGACCCUCUGACAAUAAAGCGUGGAAGGACGACGACAAUGGGUUAAGCAGAAAACAAGCUUUCGAAGGUGCAGCAUUGGAGUUUGACAAUAUUCCAAGGAACGGUGCAAAUAUUUCAUCAGUAGUUUCUCCGAAAUCAAAGUACUAUGAACCACGUUUGCCAGAGGGAUACCAAUUGAAAGCUGUUGAAAUGGAAUCCUUAAAUACUAAGAAUCGAGAGCGCAAAGUGCCGAGUUCUCGCAUAGCAAGAUUUGCUCAAUUUGGCCAGCUUGGAGUGAGUCUCAUUAUGGGUGCAGCUACGGAAGCCACCAAACGAACACUGGGAUUUAGUAAGUCUGCAAAUGCAUCGGCAGAAAGUAUUGUCUCUCCAACCGGAAAUCCAUUCAUGACGGAAGCGAAUGCUGAGAAGAUUGUACGUACUCUGUGUAGAGUGCGUGGCGCUGCGUUAAAGUUGGGUCAAAUGCUCAGCAUACAAGAUUCCGAUUUAAUAUCGCCAACGUUGCUCAAAAUAUUUGAGCGUGUUCGACACAAUGCUGAUUUCAUGCCAUUAUGGCAAGUUCACCGUCAAAUGUGUGAUUCAUUUGGUGAUAAUUGGCGUAUUAAAUUUGAAAGAUUUGAAGAUAUCCCGUUUGCGGCUGCAUCCAUCGGACAGGUUCACCAAGCCUGGCUGCCUAGUGGAGAGAAGGUUGCGUUAAAAAUUCAGUAUCCUGGCGUAUCAGCAGGCAUUGACUCAGACAUUGAUAAUUUAGUGACAAUACUGAACUAUGGGAAGUUCUUUCCGAAGGGCCUUUAUUUGGAAAAUUUUGCAACGGUGGCAAGAAAAGAAUUAAAAUUGGAAUGCGAUUACAAACGCGAAGCACGUGCUAUGAAAGAAUUCCAACGUUUAUUGGCCGAUGACGAACAUUUUUAUAUUCCCAAGAAAAUAAGCCUUUCGGUAUCCAUUACAACACAUGUGUUGACAACAGAGUUCAUGGAAGGUGUUCCUAUUGACAAAUGUAUAAAUGAGCCGCAAGAAGUUCGCAAUUAUAUUGCUUCUAAAUUUAUCGAGCUUUGUCUCCGCGAAAUUUUCGUCUGGAGGUUUAUGCAGACCGAUCCAAAUUGGUCUAAUUUCUAUCUUGGCAAACAUCCUACUGCAAGUGGUCCAAGGUUAAUUCUUUUGGAUUUUGGUGCAUCACGUUCGUAUCCCAAGAAAUUUGUUGACCAAUAUAUGAACAUUAUUCGUGCUGCUUAUGACAACGACAGGAACAAAAUUCUGGAAUAUUCGAGGAAAAUUGGUUUCUUAUCAGGAUACGAAUCAAAGGUAAUGGAAGAUGCUCAUUGUAAAUCAAUCAGUAUUCUGGGUGAGACGUUAGCAUCAACAACUCCAUAUGAUUUCUCGGAACAGAAUGUAACGAAACGAAUUCACACAUUAAUUCCGGUGAUGUUAAAACAUCGUCUGAUAUCACCUCCCGAUGAAAUCUAUUCACUACAUCGGAAACUUUCUGGAUCAUUUUUGUUGGCAUCUAAAUUGAAGGCAGUCGUUGCAUGCGGUGCUUUAUACGAGCAGAUUUAUGAAGAGUACAAAUUUGGUGAUAAUGCCGGCUCAGAAGACAUCGAUAUUGAUAAAUGA